This is a messenger RNA of Anguilla anguilla (European eel), 5085 nucleotides long. Its product is annotated as angiotensin-converting enzyme-like. The coding region runs from base 1113 to 4937 and encodes 1274 amino acids. NCBI's taxonomy places the organism in Eukaryota, Metazoa, Chordata, Actinopteri, Anguilliformes, Anguillidae. Gene Ontology annotation, biological process: proteolysis. The transcript is spliced from 30 exons. Gene Ontology annotation, cellular component: plasma membrane. Gene Ontology annotation, molecular function: peptidyl-dipeptidase activity; metallopeptidase activity. The record is from RefSeq and is a predicted model, not a curated record.
ACAGUCAUGAUGUAGUAUCAUAGAGAAACUUCAUGUGUCUGCUGUCAGCUAGACAAGAGUGCACUGAGCUCUUAGAUAAUAAGCCAUUCAAACUGUGGUCUGUGUUGGGACCCAAGAUCUCCAAAGUGAGAAGUUCAAACUACAAUCAAAAAUGCCUGGAAUCGACUUUUACGAUGCAUCCUGAUAACUUUACCAGUUCUAGAGAUCUUGACAAUGGAUGAAGAGCUGGUGCCAAGUCCACCAACGAAUCCACAAACACCAGAGCAAGGGCGGAUCAACCCUGCCAAGGAGAACGCAUGCUUAUCAACACCUACACUUAUUCACAAAAUGAUACUAAUUCUACAGGAUCCGGUCCUGAGAACCACAUGGGGAAGAGGGCCUUGGAAGAAACGGUGGUGAAACAGAUCACAACACAAAACCCUACACUGAUUGAAGAGUGUGUUACAACUGAGGAAGCCCCUGGACACAGAGAGGACUGCGGUGCUGAGGAAAUCAACCAACAGGCCCGGACAUCACACCUCCAGGAGCAACCAGCUGUUGAAGCAAUACUCCUGAAGCCAGAGGACACUGAAAGGCGAUCCUUUAAGGUCCAUUUGGAAGCACUGAAAAUCUUCAGUUACCCAGAAAUCAGAAUCCAGAAGUGACUGUCAGACCCAGAGAACAGUGAUUGAAGACCCAUCUCUUGCCAGCAAUGGUGUGGAAAGCUUAUCUCUGAAGGACAGGAGCAACUGUUGAAGCUGCGGAGCAAAUUUGUGGCUUAUUAUUCUUAUUGUUCCUGUCGUUGACUUGGUGGGAAUCCAUAAUGAGACUGGUUGAUAGACAGGGAGGGACAGAGAGAGGGAAACAUACCUUAAGGGAUGUUGCUGUGGAUUUGUGAGGGGAAGGCUGCAGAAAGUGUGGGCUGGGUUAAACUGGCACUUAAAAGGUGCCUGCUCUGGCUCAGCAGCACAUGAGAAACAGAGGGAGAGGCAGGGGGGGCAGCCUGUCCACUAGAGGGCAAUUUCAUAAACCAGCCAAGAAGCUGUGCACACAUCAGCAAGACUUUUAUUUUCAGACUUCUUUUUUUAACUUUCAUUUCUCUUACCAUUCAGGUUUGAGAGGGAAGAAGCAGAAUGUUUUGGGCAGCAUUAUUACUGCUCAUCCUGGGAGUUUCCCAUGCUUUGCCACCCCACUGGCUCCCUGGGAAUUUUACCUCAGAUGAGGUUGGGGCAGAAAAGUUUGUGAGUGACUACAAUACCACUGCUGAAGAAGUCUUCUUCUAUAGCACAAAUGCCAGCUGGAACUACAACACUAACCUGACUGACCAUAACUCCCAACUACAGAUUGCAGCUUCGCUGGAUGAGCAGACCUUCACAGAGGCCUGGGGAAAGAAAGCUAAGGAGCUCUUCAGUGAUGCUUUGAUGGACAAUUUCACUAACCCCAUGUUGAAUAACCUAAUCAAGAAAAUCAAUGUUCUUGGAGCAGCAAACUUACCCCAGCAGGAACGAGAGACGUACAAUGCCAUUCUUAGCAAAAUGGACAGUAUCUACUCUACUGCCAAAGUAUGUCCUCCGGGUGUGACUGAGAAUUGCUGGUCUCUUGAGCCUGAGCUAACUGACAUCAUGGCAAACUCACGGAGCUAUAAGAAGUUACUCUACGCAUGGGAGGGCUGGCACAACACAUCAGGUGUCCCCCUGAAAAAGUUCUAUCCAGAAUUUGUGGAGCUCAGCAACAAAGCCUCACGCAUGGAUGGCUUUGCAGACACUGGUGACUAUUGGCGUUCAUGGUAUGAGUCACCUACCUUUGAAGAUGACUUGAUGAAACUUUACAAGCAGGUAGAGCCCCUCUACCUGAAUCUACAUGCCUUUGUGCGCCGUAAGCUCUACAAUCACUACGGACCCAAGUACAUCAACCUCAAAGGCCCCAUUCCUGCCCACUUGCUUGGAAACAUGUGGGCACAAACCUGGAACAAUGUAUAUGAUAUGAUGAUCCCCUUCCCAAGUAAACCCAAUGUGGAUGUCACAAAUUCCAUGGUCUCACAGAACUGGAAUGCCACUCGCAUGUUUCGGGUUUCUGAGGAGUUCUUCACCUCCUUGGGCCUUCUGCCCAUGCCCCAGAAAUUCUGGGAUUUAUCCAUGCUUGAAAAGCCUACAGAUGGUCGGGAGGUGGUGUGCCAUGCCUCCGCCUGGGACUUCUACAACCGUGAAGAUUUCAGAAUCAAGCAGUGCACCACUGUGACUAUGGAGCAGCUGUUCACUGUGCACCAUGAGAUGGGCCACAUUGAAUACUACCUCCAGUACAAGGAUCAGCCAGUCAGCUUCCGUCGGGGUGCCAAUCCAGGAUUCCACGAGGCUGUGGGUGAUGUGCUGUCUCUCUCUGUCUCCACACCAAAGCAUCUACAAAAGAUUGGGCUGCUGGAACAGUUGACUAAUGACAACGAGAGUGACAUAAACUACCUGUUGAAGAUGGCCCUAGAAAAGAUUGCCUUCCUGCCAUUUGGGUAUCUUAUCGAUCAAUGGCGUUGGGGAGUUUUCAACAGCAACACACCUCCUGAACGCUACAAUGCAGAAUGGUGGUACCUGAGAACCAAGUACCAGGGAAUCUGUCCACCCACCAAGCGCACAGAGGAGCACUUUGAUGCAGGAGCCAAAUACCACGUACCUGGAAACACACCAUACAUUAGAUACUUUGUGAGCUUCAUCCUGCAAUUCCAGUUCCAUGAAAAACUGUGCGAAGCAGCCAAACAAGAUGGACCGCUACACAGCUGCGACAUCUACCAGUCCAAGGAAGCAGGAAUGAUCCUUGCGAAGGUCCUCCAGGCUGGCUCUUCUAAACCUUGGCCAGAGGUGCUCAUGGAGGCCCUAGGUACCAACAAGAUGGAUGCUCGCCCUCUAAUGAAGUACUUCCAGCCCAUCAUAGAUUGGCUUAAGGAACAGAACAAAAAUGAAACUCUUGGCUGGCCUGACUUUGAGUGGAGGCCACCACUGCCUGAGGGCUACCCGGAAGAUACUGAUAAAAUUUCAGAUGAGGAAAAAGCCAAACAGUUCCUGGAACAGUUUAAUAGCACUGCAGAGAAGGUGUGGAAUGCCUACACUGAGGCAUCCUGGGCCUACAACACAAAUAUCACUGAUACCAAUAAGGAAAUCAUGCUUCAGAAAAGCCUGGAGAUGUCCAACCACACAAAUGCGUAUGGGGUGGAGGCACGAAAAUUUGACCCCACGGACUUCCAGGAUGCAUCAGUAAAGCGAAUACUGAAGAAACUCGGUGACAUUGAAAGGGCGGUGCUUCCAGAGGAAGAGCUAAAGGAGUACAACAACCUACUGGCCAACAUGGAGACCAAGUACAGUGUGGCUGAAGCAUGCAGAGAGGAUGGAACGUGCCACCCUCUGGAUCCCGAUCUCAAUGAGAUCAUGGCUCGGUCCAGGGACUAUGAUGAGCUGCUAUUUGCCUGGGAGGGCUGGCGCAAUGCAUCUGGCAGGAUUCUCCGAGAUGAUUACAAGAAAUAUGUGCAGCUUGCCAACAAGGCUGCCCGGCUUAAUGGCCAUGCUGACAAUGGAGCCUUUUGGCGCUCUCUGUAUGAGACUCCCACAUUUGAACAAGAUCUGGAAAAACUCUGGAAGGAGCUUGAGCCCCUCUACCUUGAUUUGCAUGCUUAUGUUCGUAGAGCUCUCUACAAGAAAUAUGGACCCAGCCGUAUCAACCUGAAGGGGCCAAUCCCUGCUCACCUUUUGGGUAACAUGUGGGCCCAGACCUGGUCAGGUAUAAUGGACCUUGUUGUCCCAUUCCCUGAUGCCACACAGGUAGAUGCCACUCCAGCCAUGAUAGCCAAGGGCUGGGAUGCCACAAAAAUGUUUCAGACAUCAGAUGACUUCUUCACUUCCUUGGGUCUAUUACCCAUGCCCCCUGAAUUUUGGAGCAAGUCUAUGCUGGAGAAGCCAAAUGAUGGGCGCAAGGUGGUAUGCCACGCCUCAGCCUGGGACUUCUACAAUCGCAAGGACUUCAGGAUCAAGCAGUGCACAGUUGUGACCAUGGAUGACCUCAUCACUGUCCACCAUGAGAUGGGCCACGUGCAGUACUUCUUACAGUACAAGGACCAGCACAUCUCCUUCCGGGAUGGUGCCAACCCAGGUUUCCAUGAGGCCAUCGGUGAUGUGCUGGCUCUAUCUGUUUCUACUCCCAAGCAUCUCAACAGCAUUGGCUUGCUGGACAAAGUGGAGAGCAACAGUGAGAGUGACAUUAACUACCUGAUCAGCGUCGCCUUGGACAAGAUUGCGUUCCUUCCCUUUGGUUACUUGAUGGACCAGUGGAGGUGGAAGGUGUUUGAUGGGCGAAUCUCUGAAAAUGAAUACAACAAAGAGUGGUGGAAUCUCAGACUGAAGUACCAAGGAUUGUGCCCACCAGUGGCCCGCAGUGAGAAAGACUUUGACCCUGGUGCCAAGUUCCAUAUACCUGCCAAUGUCCCUUAUGUCAGGUACUUUGUCAGCUUCAUAAUCCAGUUCCAGUUCCACCAAGCUCUGUGCAAUGCAGCCAAUCAUGUAGGUCCACUCCAUACCUGUGACAUCUACAAGUCAGAGGCUGCAGGGAAACUACUUGGUGAUGUGAUGAAGCUGGGCUUUAGCAAACCAUGGCCAGAGGCCAUGGCCAUGAUCACAGGUCAGCCUCACAUGUCUGCCCUGCCAUUGAUGGAGUACUUUAAGCCUCUCAGCACCUGGUUGAAAGAGGAGAACAAAAGGAAUCAAGAAGAGCUGGGCUGGCCUGAUUAUGACUGGGAACCACAGAGUAAGGUGGACGUGGUGGAUUUCCUAGGGAUGAGUGUGGACAGCACAGGAGCUGCAGCAGGACAGUGGAUCCUGCUGGUACUGGGACUGGUGUUUCUGGUCACCACAAUUUACUUGGGCUACAAUUACAGAAAAUCAAAGAAACGUGGGAAGUCAUCCUCUACAAUGGAAUUGAAAUAAGGGGCUUAGUGAGAUCCAUCUGAUUCUCUACUCAUUCAAUGCUUCAGUGAAUGGUUUAAUGUGUUUGGUUUUGCUCAAAUCUGUCCAUAACAUUAUUCUUGAUUUUUAUACAAUUAUGUGAAAACUGUGUAAUUAUGCAAAGAAGCAG